AUGCAGCUCUUGAUCUUCAUCGCUGCCGUGACCCUUGCUUAUGCUGACCACUGCACCGAUCCACUUGCGGCACCUGCAACGGCCUCAUCUCUGUUGCAGCAGGCGCAUGCAACACAAGCGCAUCAGCCCCAUGGGCUGUUUGGGACGAAGGGCAUGUCCAACAUGGAAAUGCAGAGCUCCUCUACUGCCGCAGGAUUCUUGUCGAUCCUCGUGUCGUCUCUGAAAGCAAUUGGUGUUGCAGCUUCCGUCAUCGCUGUAGGGGUGCUGGCUACCCGGCAGGGCAUCAUCACCUUGGCGGUGCGAAAGGCCAUGGGGGAAAUCACCAUGAAGCUGGCAAUUCCUGCACUGUUGUUCUCCCGCAUCCUCUACUGCGACCAGUGCAAUACGGGUGGGAAUCAGUGCGCACCUUGUCAGCCUUUUGUGAGCAUCAUCCUGAGCAGCUGGAUCCUCUUCCUCCUGCCGAUCGUGGUUGUAGGUCUUGGCGUGCUGUUGGGAAAGACGGCAUCAGUUUUAACGUCUGCACCCAGCGAUUUCUCCCGGGGGACCGUUUGUGCUGUGGCCUUCGGCAACUCAACAGGUUUGCCGAUUGUUCUUUUGUCAGUGAUCUCCUUGGGCACUCCAGCCACUGGGAGUAUGGGCAGCAUCGACCCGCUUCUGCGCCUUCCAGUUUACUUAAUGCUCUAUCCCGUCCUUCAGUGGGGAGUUGGGCGUUACCUCCUCAAAGAAGACGAGGAAAAAGGAGAGAGUUUUGGGCUUCGGGCCAUGCUCGAGCAGGCCCUUGUACCUCCGGUCAUUGCUGCGCUCCUUGGUUUGGUCAUUGGCGUAUCACCGGUGAGGGCUUGGAUGGUGGAUGUCUUCGACCAAGAUAACGAUGCACCUCUGACCUGGCUCUAUGAUGGCAUCUACAAGCUUGGGGAUGCGGCCGUGCCUCUUAACCUCCUUGUCUUGGGCAGCGCUCUCUCUAAAGGGGCAAACUUUGAAGCUCUUCCGAUCAGGGUGGGAGUGGCCAUCGUGCUCUGCAAGUUGGUCUUGAUGCCACUCUGCAUGAGUCUCAUCGUCUAUGGGCUCAUCCGCAUUGGGCCCAAGGAUCCUUCCUUGUGGCUGGUGGCUUUGAUCGUCAGCUGCACGCCUACCGCCAACAAUGUCGCAGUGAUGGCUGAAUCAGGUGGCCAGAACAAGGAUGCCAUGUCUACAGCCAUCUUCUUACAGUACCUGGUUGCGCCCUUAUGCGUGGCAACCUCAAUUGCAUAUUUCAACAUGCUCCUUUCCUCCACGUGGUACUUGCCAGCCAUGCCUGCGCAGACUUUGCCGCCGCGCCAGGAGGACUUCAGGGACAAAGAGGCCUUCCUCGGAUUCCUGGAUGCUUCCUUGCAAGUCCUCCGGAAGCAUCUGGCCUCUGCGUACGACGCGAAGCUGGCGAAGUUCGAUGCUUCCAGCAAGCUGCUGAGCCUGGAGGGCGAUCUGAAUCUCCUGGCCGAGAGGCAGCGCAGCGACUCGAAGACCUCGGUUUCGCUCCCAGCCUCCCCGAGGAGUGUGUCCUCGGCCCCCAGCAGCGUGAGGUUUGGGGAGGAGACCCACAUUGAGAUCGAGCAUCAAAGCCAUCAAAGGCCUAGUGGCUCCAUCUUCCCUGAGGUGAAUUUGGGGGAUUUGGAUGAUUUAGACGGGGAGGAGGAUGGCGGCGUGAGCCACGGAGACUCCUCGGCACUGCUGCAAUCGGACUUGCAGGAUAUGACUGAAUCGGAGCGGCGGAUGAUCAGGCAUCGUCUCCGCGUGCGAUUGGGCGUCGUUAGCCGGAACAAGCUCGUUUCUGGCAAGUCCCUUCACGACUCCCUGUCAGCCCUGGGGCUGACGCGAUACACGGAACAGGAGAUCAACGAUCUAAUCAACCAUCUGGCGACCUUCGUGGGCCUGAACUUCGAGGAAGAGGAGGACAACACCUGGAGUGCGAACACCAUGAACACCAUCGGGAGCACCUUCGACCGAUUCGACAUCUUUGGGCUCCGGGGCUUCGAUGCAGAGGCGGCCAAGCCCGUCUGGCAGUGGCCCAGCGGAUCCCCGGCGAGCUUUAAGAAGGAGAAGUCGACCAUCAGCCUCCACCGGGAGAAGUCGACCUUCAGCAUUUACCGGGACCCCUCGUCUCCGGACCUUCAUGUGGACGAGAAGAACCUGGUGAACUUCAACGUGGUGCCGCUGGAGGCGCUCAUGGACGUCUUCCUCGCGCACGAGUCGAGCAUGCACAAGAAGAUCUUCGGCCCGAAGGUUCUGAAGCAGUUUCGGGCCGUGAAGGAGAUCCUGCUUGCCGGCGACACGAACCGUUUGGUGGCUGAACUGACCUUCGUUCGAAUGAAUGAUCUCGCCGUUCCCUCGGAGCCUAUUCACAUCCUGCUCUAUUUGGAGCCUUUAAUCGCGUUAAUCAUUAUCGCCAACGGCAUCUCCAUCGGAAUUCAAACAGAUCCCAUGUAUGAGGGCUGGCCCUACUGGAUGUACGUGGAGCUUGGCUUCGUAGUGCUUCUCUCCAUCGAAAACCUGACCCGCACCGCUGUGCUUGGCUGCCGUGACUUCUGGUGCGGGGCCGAACGCGGUUGGAAUUGGUUCGAUUCAAUUGUGACAGCCAUUGGUAUCGCAGACGUCUCCUGGCAGCUGCUUGCCACAGAUUCCCCGGACAUCGCCGGCACCUUGCUGCUCCGCUGCUUCCGCCUCGUGCGCCUGGCCCGGGUCGUGCGUGUCUUCCGCUUGAAGAUCAUGUCCGACCUCCGCCUCAUGGUUAGGGGACUCGUUGCCGGCAUCUGGACGCUGGCGCUGGCGUUCUGCCUACUCUUCGCGGUCCUGUACCUCAUCGCAGGCCUGGCCUCCUUCACCAUUGGCCGGGAUAGUCGGAUGGCAGACCUUGGCAUGGAGGAUCUGUUUUACAACAUCCCCUGGUCCAUGUUUACUGCCUUUCGCUGUUUCAUCGGCGACUGUAACACCAUGACUGGGGAGCCGAUUAUGCUGGUCCUCGCCGAGCAGUUCGGAGUGGUCUUUGUUUUUGGCUACGUUUGCAGCUACAUGCUGGUGGCCAUGGGCAUUUUCAAUGUAAUUCUUGCCGUCUACGUGGACAUCACAAUGCGGGCUGCGAAAGAGAACGACGCUGUCACUGCAGAGCAGUACAACCGUGAGUCCAUACGAAUCGCCCGUGCAACCCGAGAGCUACUGAAGAAAUUCGCAGCUGCUUAUCAUGUUUUCCACGUAAUCGAAGAUCAUGCAGCUGAUAUUUCGCGCUUGGAAAUCAGCCACGGGGCAACUCUGUUUACCGACGACGAGAUUCACGAUGAUGUCGCCAUUACCAAAGAGCUCUUCUUUCUGGUUAUUCAAGAUCCUGCGGUGCAGGCCUUGAUGGAUGAGCUCGACCUUCCGCCGAACCGCGCGCAGCUCUUUGAAGUCAUCGAUUCAGAUGGAAGUG
Molecule: messenger RNA, 3439 nt
Organism: Symbiodinium sp. CCMP2592
Lineage: Eukaryota; Dinophyceae; Suessiales; Symbiodiniaceae
Source: the annotation of a GenBank genome assembly